UUGCGUAAUAAGUCAAGGUCAAGCACCGUAUCAACGGAACAGAGAUUACCGGAUGAGGUAUCAAAUUGGGUGGAAUUUGAUAAAGAAGUAUUAGAGUGGCGUCCGGAAGUCGAUAAGAAAUACCAAGAAGCAACGUUUAGCCGGCGUCGUUUGGUCACUUGUGAAAAGGACAUCUGUACGGCAUCAGAUGUAAACAUACAUGAGACCUUAACUCCCCUUGAUCAUUCAAUCCUUUUCUUGGAUGGUCGUGCUUUGGAGA
Molecule: messenger RNA, 259 nt
Organism: Funneliformis caledonium
Lineage: Eukaryota; Fungi; Glomeromycota; Glomeromycetes; Glomerales; Glomeraceae
Source: the annotation of a GenBank genome assembly